GCGCCAUUUAGCAGCUUUUAGUGUGUCUCGGAUUUUGACAAAAAGCUAGGAGAAAAUUAACCUUCCGAUAUGCAGACCGACAGAGAAUAUCUCUCCGAAUGGCCUCCAGUGGAAGACAAAAGUGACAUUAAAGAGUCAAAACGGAGGAAAAGACCCAAACGUGAUCGUGAGCAACGUGAAGGUGAAACAUACCAAGUAGUCAGAGAGAAUUCCUUGCGUGUGGAGGCUGAAAGUGAACGUGUUUUGUGGGCUCGUCCAGCUCUUGCAAGAUGGUGGAGGAAAACACAACAACUUCGAAAUGUACCAGAUUUGAAGAAGCUUCCAAAAUCAAAUAAUCCAAAUACACUGUUGAGAUAUGUAGCCAGGUAUGUUAGCUAAUGAUUGUCUCAGUAGUCACCAGGCGUGGCCGUGACCAUGAUCAUGACCCCCAUCCUUCCUUGGGUCAUGCAUUAUGUGACAAAGGGUCCAUACAGGGCAAUUUGAAAUGGAACUUGAUUUAUAGGUAUGUGCCGCUGUGAAGGUCCUUUUCCCAGUUUAAUCACUAAACUUCAGAGUUUGGCUCAGAAUUCCAUUUUUCAGCCAUUUGGUUGAAGAUUUUAUCUAGCUCUGGUAAAAUAGGAUAGGGGGGAUUUGGGAGUUACAAGUGAUUAGGUGAGGAGUUUGAGGUUAAUGGUUCCAGGCUCCCAGCAGCACCCCCACCAAACCCCUGACUGGCACAAAACCCCUGACUGGCACAAAGGGGCAAAGGGGGAGUUAUUUGGAUCCAGGUAAAUUGGUGCUUGGCCUUAAUAUCACUAGUCUGCUAUCCCAGGACUAGCACGAAUUGGGUUACAUGAAACGGUCGCCCCAUGUAAGACAAUCUGGGUUCUGGAAUCUGGAAAUUGUUUGCUAGUGCAAUUCCGAAAUCCUAGGUUUUAUAGUCUGGAAUUCAGCCAAAAGAAUCUGGAAUCCUAGUGACUGUUGAAAUCCUCAACUCAAGUUCCGUUGACAAGGAAUCUGGAGCCCAGUACCUGCAUCCAGAUCCCCAGGCUAUUUUGGAUUUAUCUUUUAUAGGACAGUUGCUUAGGUGCGUAACUUGAAAAUUUUGGUCUGCCUCAGGGUGUUUAGGAUGAAAAGAAGUUUUUUUUACCCAUAAAUGUAUUGCUCAGGGGCAUGCAUAAGGAAAUAACCCUUACGAAAAAACCCAAACUGUGUUGAAGGCAACUUUCAAUGUCUAAGAUCACUAUAGCACAGGCAUAGUAAUGGCGGUUAUCAUUGAUGGUAUGCUUGCGUGAGAUCAAGGCUAGAGUGGGAUGGCUACCCAAUGACACCAUUUCGCUAUUAAUUUUCAGAUGUCAAAAGUCCAUGGACUAGUUUGUUAGUCCCAAGGUAUUGAUAGAGUUUUACAAAAAUAAUAUACUUAUUUAAAAAAAUUUUGUCACAAGAUUUUUAUCAAAAUAAACACUUUUAUUUCAACAGCCUCCCUGCAGGAAAAGCAUUUUUAGAACAACAGAUUUGUGCUUUAAAGGAUAAGCUAGCUUUGGAUCCUAAAAGUGCCUUUCUCCAUGCUGCAUUAGCAUCAUAUCACGAUCUGUUAAAAGACACAUCCUCUGCUUUAAAACAUCUGAAUACUGCUGUUGAGCUGGAUCCAUUUGAUAAGAGUAUAGCAUGGCUGCAUUUAAAAGUAAAGCAAGGGAAAGAUCUAGAGGAUAAUCAAUCAUUACUUCAAGAUCAUGUUUUGAAACGCUCUCCACUCGAGUUUAAGAUGCCAAACCCAGUUGAGGUGAGUCAGAAACUAUUUGCAGUACAUUAGACUUUCUUACAGACAUUUCUAUUAAAGGGAAACCGUGGUAAAAUGGACACCUAGAGUUGGUCCCUGCCUUUCUUUACUCCCUUUAUUUGACUCUCUACAAGACAGAGUCUACUCUAAAUGGACACUUUGUACCAGUUUCAAAGGCAACCAUCUUAGAGAAAUUUGACUGCAGUACCAUAGUGGUCAUGGGUAGGAUGAUAGUAUUUCUCCUUAAUGGUCACAGUAAAUUUUUUUAAAAGCUACAAUGUGCUGAGUGACAAAAUAAUAAUUAUCUUCAUAAGUCUCCGUUACAAUGAAAUUAAGGACUUAAUUCAUUGAUCACAGGCACAUUAAAAGGUUGCAAUAUUUGUAGAGAUCACAAUGCUGUGUCAGUUUGCUCAGGGCUUAAGGCUUGUAUUUUAUUUAAAACUAUUGUAAAUGACAUACAAGCCUUAAGCCCCUAGCAAACUGACACAGCAUUGUUGGCCAACAACUCCCAACAUUGUUGGAUGUUUGGAUGUUAGAUGUUGCAUCUGUUUGCACACCCUGUUGCAUAUUGUUGGGAACUUUGUGCAAAGUUUGAAGCUGGUCAAACUUUUAGCCCAGUGCGAACAGACUCAACAUUGUUGGCCAACAAUUAGGGCUGUCAUUAAUUUUUCGAGCAGUAGUAGCAAACAAAGAUUCACCCGUAACAUUUCUCCAAAACUUAAUAGUGUCACCUUUAGCUUCCUACUUUGAUCACCUGUAAAAUCAAAAGCGCUCAGCUUUACAUAACAGGUGUUAAUGGUUACGGCCCUUGAUGACAGCUCUGAACAACUCCCAACAUUGUUGGGAGUUGUUGCAUCCAUUUGCACUUAGCUUUAAUUACUUUAUUAAUUUAUAGUAGAAGAAUAAAAAGAGUAGAACUCCUCAGAUAAUUACCUUUGCUUGUGCCGGCUGUAAAUUCAAACCUAUGAUACCCAAAAGGGCUACCAAUUUAGUGUUCUCCUUAACAGGGGUAACUUGUAAAAUGUAUUGCUUUUAAAAGAUUAUAUUACCUAGAUUCACCAGGUUUAAAGGAUUCUGUAAAUCUUUUGCUAAAAGAUGGGGACAAUUUUGGUUUGGCAAUGGUAUGAGUCAGUUUCAUAUUUUUACAGGUUCAUUCAUACACUCAUGCUAAUAUAUAGCUGAUGUUUGGAAGUCAUCCAUAAAAAUGUUGUUGUUGUUUCCUGGCAAGACUAGCAGUGAGCAACAACAACUUAGGACUUUAUGGAGAAAUUAUUACAAAAUGACCAGCUGAUGGGGUUAAGCUUAACAAGGAUAUAAGCCCUGAAUGUGUUCUAUGAUAAAAACAAAAUCGGUCAGUAUUUCUCUGGAAUGGUUUAGCUUUCUUUCUAUUCAGUCUACUCUCCUGACAGUUGGUAAGAUGUCUAAUUUCACAGCAGUGCACAUUAUAGGUAGAAAGACGUCAUUGUACAACACUUGGGGCCAAAGAGUUUCUUAUUGAGUACAGUAUGACUGGUACACCUGUUAUCAUCACAGGACUUGUGGAAUCCAUGACUACUGUACCGUGGAGCAUUCAACACAUAAAAGAAGUAGGUGAUCCAUUAUAUCAGUUUUACAAUGCAAAUAUAACAUUAUUUUACUUGUGAUCUAAAUGGCAAAUUUACCUAGGAUCUAGGAGAGGUGAUCAAGAGUUAUCAGCAUCAACUUUCUCCUUGCAAUGUACAAACUUAAUCAAGAGAAUAGGUUAUGGUAAUUUAAAAGGAUAAAAAGAAAAUAAUGUUUUAAUCUUUCUCAAAUUCUCUCCACAAAAUAAUAAUUCAAGGAAAUGUAUGGAAAUCACUCUGAAGAAUUUCUAUUUAGAAACUGGGGCUGAGAGCGUUAAAGAGUUUUCAUUUAUUGAUCUCUUCCUUUAAUGACUUGGUUGUAAAGAUCUAAUUGGAAAAAUUAAUAUGGUUAUAUUUUUUGCUACAAAAACAAACAAAGAGGAAAGGUAGUGACGCAUGAGCUAUGCUGCAUCUGUUCAUCCUUAAUCACAAGUGACCCAAACCAUAUUUUUUUCCUUUUCACUGGUCAUUCUCAAGGUUUCACUUCAGUGAAUGUGUGGGUUUGUUAGGUUUCAGAGAUUUCUAUACCAAAAACGACAAAAUGCUUUCCACCAAAAAGUAUUUAAAAUGAUUUAAAUGUGGUUUUACAGUCUUCUGUAAUUUUGAAAUUAAAUUUCACUCUUCAAAAAUCACAUCAAAGUAGAUGAUACACAUGAUAAAAAAAACAUAACAAACACAAUCAGUUAACAAUAUUAUUAACUCUCCAAAGCAACUUUGGCAUCUAUCUCCCUUGAUUACGUGAUUAAAAGUAGUAAAAUGUGUCACGCAAGAUCGUCCAAGCUCCUGUCACGCGACUCAUAAGCAACGAAGUCUUUUCCAUAAACUAGAGUUUUUUCUUUUCCUCGGAAACUUCUACCCCCCAUCUUCUUAUGGCCACCCACUCCCCAAUGAGGUAAAGAAACAACACGAAUGAAACAGCACUAGCGAAAAAUGCAGCAAUAGAAACCGCACUCAUCUUUUCCAAGAACGGAUACACCCAGAUGCCUGCAGCGAAAGCGAUCCACAGAACCCAGGCUAUGUACACUACACCAAUUCCUAGAACGGACAGCAAUCCUUUCUUUCUUGGCGGGUACUUGUGCCGAAUAAAGCACAGCUCAAAAAUCGCUGAUACGAACGGGAAAGUGUGCAUGUAAUGAUUGAGCAACGCGGGAAUGAACUUCGCUUCCUCUUUCGUUUGGCACGAAUGUGGGUCGGCCAUGUACAAGGCCCAGAACAAUAUACUCACAGUAAGUCCAAAAGGAAAUGCGACACAGGUAAAUGUAUAAUCGCAGACUGACGAGAACACUUCGUUUUUUCGCUUCUUCAUUAGUUCAUGAAUUCCCGUGACGGCCGCCAUAUUGAAGUACAGAAACUGUACCAGCAUGUUUAUAAAUGUCAAGAACUUGAAUCUUCCACCAUACGUUCCAUGACUUUGCAGCUUAAUCUCGGACAGAUAAUAUGUCACACCGAUUAAAUGUACGAGGAAGCAGAGGUAGUGAAAUGCAAGCGUUCCCCAUUCGGCCAUACUUUUACUUUCGUAUCACUAGGCGUGGACAGACGCUGUACACAUGUAUCGAUGCUAAGGAGUUACGCACCCACCACGUGCAAGCGGAAGCAGAGCAAACGUCACGUGAAGACGUAUGGGAUCAGUUUAUUCUAUUUUUUUCUACUGAACAAGUGUGAAAAAUCUCCUGCACAAAACUUAUAAAAUAUACCGUGUUAAAAUGGAAUCAAGGAAACAGGAGACUGCUGUAUGGUGCUUGAAGAAUUUGGAGGGUGCUUGAUUGUUUGUGGUGGGGGGAGGGGUGCAUAAGCACCCCCCCCCCCAAAAAAAAAAAAUAGCAGGGGUGGAGUUGCUCCCCUAGCUGCAUAGCUGGUGGGAUGAGCGGGUAAGUGCUGUAGUUUUUUCCAGCAGAGCCACGUGAAGUUUGGGAGCUAGUCAUAUUUUUAUCCUUAGUGGACGUUGUUUUGUCCGUAGUGGGUGUGAUGAUUCUCUGUUAUGUUUAGCCACACUUGGUUCAUUUGCAGGACAGUUUACUAUUACACUGCUCUUCCUGAUUGGAUAAUCAAGGUGACAAAAGUGGGUGGAAUUCAAAACCCCUAAGAAAUGUGGCAGGUGGGAUUUUCCCUUGUGGCAUCACCGCUUGCUUUGCACGGUGUUUCUGCUGCCAAGAAAGCACACCCGGUAUAACAACCCCACCAGCUACGCAGGCCAUUGCUUUCCUAAUGGCUGAAGGAUUUGCAUUCUAAGUCACUAUUUUGUUAAUGUACAAUACAGUUUCUAAUUUCACAGGUUGUAGGUCACAAACAAGCUCCUCUGAAAAGAACAGUCAAAGAAUCUACAGAAUGGGCAAAACUUGAACAUGCUUGCUACAUGAAAGUGUCUGACUUCAUCAGCUCACUGGGGUCAUUAGAAGAACCUCUUUAUCUAUUUGACUGGAGUAUACCAACACAUGCACCUGAACUGGCCAGAGAAUUAGUUAUUCCUAAAUACUUUGCUAGUGAUUUCUUACAAAGAACAGCACCUGGCUCCCUGUACAAAGAUAGUUGGCCAAGCUUAUUUAUUGCACCUAAAGGGUUACACAGUGAUCUGCACAUUGAUGCAUUUGGUUCCAACUUUUGGAUGGCUCUUUUUCAAGGCAGGAAAAAGUAAGCAAGUUUGUGAUAUGCAAGCUCUAGGUAUUCUCAAAUCUGACCAAGUGCCAUCUCUAAUUCUCUGUUCUUUGCAAACAAACUUAAUACCUCCCUUAAAAACCAAGUAGCCCUGUACAUUCAAUGAAAUUGACUUUUUUUAGUGCCUCAAUAGAACAUAAAACUAUUAAAGGGAAUUCUGAGACAUGAGCCUAGUCAACCGUAAGCCUAUGCUAGAGAAUGAUCAUUCUGGGUCUGGUUGCACUUGAAAUAAACCUCCCCCUUGGUUUCAUGUUUUUGGUGGUUGCACCUCUGUUAUCUUCAUGGUUAUCUAUAAUAUUAUGAUGGUCAAUUUAUAAAUGAAUUUAAAAUUUUAUUUUUGGUAGAUGGACCUUCUUCAGCAGAGAUGACACACCAUUACUGUAUCCACAUUAUGAAGACUCAAUGGACAUUGUGUUUGAUGUUGACCUGAGUUGUCCAGACUUUGACAAGCAUCCCUUACUGAGCAGGACAACCCCCUUACAAUGUACAUUGCAGCCUGGAGAACUCCUUUUUGUUCCUUAUGGCUGCCCACACAGAGUGGAAAACCUGGAGGAUUCCUUAGCGAUGUCUGCUAAUUUUGUCGAUUUAUCAAAUUUUCACGUUGUUCUUGAGGAACUGAGGGCAAAUUCUUUGUUAGAUCCUCGAGCAGAUGACCUUUUAACUCAAAUGACUAAUGAGGACUUUCCCAUAAAAAUGCAUAGUCUUCAAAACGAUCUGCCUUGGGACGAGUUUAAGACAUGGCGAAGACAUUCAUACAAAGAGUAUGAUAUUAACAUCACUGAUUUAAUGUGA
This is a messenger RNA of Porites lobata, 6804 nucleotides long. Lineage: Eukaryota; Metazoa; Cnidaria; Anthozoa; Scleractinia; Poritidae. The record is from the annotation of a GenBank genome assembly.